Messenger RNA from Fusarium venenatum, 1179 nucleotides. RefSeq lists its product as uncharacterized. Lineage: Eukaryota; Fungi; Ascomycota; Sordariomycetes; Hypocreales; Nectriaceae. The record is from RefSeq and is a predicted model, not a curated record.
AUGGAGUCCCGACAAACCGACCUCUGGGUCGUGACCUUUGUCACAUUCUCAGCAGCCGUCAUCAUUACGGCUAUGAGGCUUCUUAGUCGUCGCCUUAAGCAUAUCCCACUCUCGUGGGAUGACUACUUUGCGCUUUGUGGAUUUGCUGUUUCGAUUGCUUGGGUCAUCAUCGUGCCUUACUGGCUUAACCGCGGUCUUGGACUACACAUGGAUGAUAUCGUCAAAAUGCACAACUCGACAUUGAUGGAGGAAUUAUACGAAGCAAAACUACUUCUCUUUAUCGCCGAGCUUUUCUACGCCUUUGGUCUCUUCUUCGCCAAGAUCUCUAUUCUCAGUCUUUACUGGCGCAUGUUCCGCGUUACAAACAUUCGACUGCCGAUUCAGAUUCUCUUUGGAUGCUCUCUUGUCUGGAUCACCUUCCGAAUCUUUAUGGGAAUCUGGCAUUGUGUUCCGGUGGAAAAGUUCUGGGAUGACAGUGUUGAUGGGUACUGCGCGAUUGAGGACAAGAAGUUCUUUUUCGGAACUACUCUAGUGCACGCUAUGAUUGAUAUCGCUAUCCUGAUUCUUCCCAUGUGGCAGAUUGGACGCCUUCAGCUCCCCAUGAUACAAAAGGCUGGCAUUAUGGUCAUGUUUACCUUUGGCUUCUUCAUUUGUGCUGCAGCCAUCCGACUGAUCGUUGCUGCCCGCGUUUUCGACGACAAAUCAUACGACGUUACAUGGAACAUUUGUGAUAUUGUUAUUUGGGCAACAGUAGAAGUCAACCUCAUCAACGUUUCUGCAUCACUCCCUACGAUCCGACCAGCUUGUACAUUCAUCUUCAUGUGCCAGAACCCGCGAACCCGAACAGGCGCCAGCUCAGGCAGUUACCCAAACACAUACGGUCGAAGUCAAACCAAGCAAUCCAUCCGUCUCGACACGAUCAACAAGACAAAACCAAAUGAUGAGUCCAGUUCAACACACCAACUGGCCGAGUCUGACGACGGCAAUGGCAACGGUGGUAGAGGUGGCUCUACCGACGACUUUGAGGCUCACGCUAUGGAUCGUUUUGCGCCAGGUGGAAACCAAUACUCUUCUACUAUCACGGGACAUCGCACCAACUCUGGAGGCGGAGACUACGGAUCUAGCUUUGGCGGUAUCUUGGUCAAGAACGAGACGACGGUGCACGUUACAAAACAGUGA